GUUGUGGUUCAAUACAAAGGACGAAAGUUCUGCCAACUCAUUUUUCUUUAUUGUUAAAUGCGGGAAAGCCAACUUUCCAAGUUGGCAUUUUUCACUUCAAGUUGGCUGUGCGCUGAUGCUGCUGCGAGGAGCUGGAGUGCUGCUGUCUAGGACUAAGUCUGCACAGAUUGAAAUUAAUGCAGUGCAAGUUGUGCAAGUUCACCCACGCCGUUGAUGCUGUUCUGCUGAAACACUAUCGACUACAUCACAGAGGUUCAACCUGGCCUUGCAUCCACAGGGACUGCUGUUGCACUUUUAGAACAAUUAGUGCUUUGAAAUCACACCUUUCGAGAUUGCACAGGACUGCCCAAAGGCAAGAGAAUUUAACAUUCCAAUGCUGGUUGUGUGAAUACAAGGACAUUUGCUGUAAAAAGAAAGUAUUAAUUCAUUUGCAUCAUCAUCUUAGACGCAGAGAGAUAGUGUGUUGCCCAUUUGUGGGGUGCAACUUUAAAACCAAUCGCCUUAAUAGUUUUACUGGACAUACAUCACGGAAUCAUAAAAAACACAAUCUUAGAGAUUUUUUGUCACCAGUCAGGGUUGUUAGAGAUUUUCAGUCUAAUGACCCAGACCAGCCAUAUAAUGAUCCUGAAGCUGGUGUUUCAUUGACAUGUAAUCCUCGAUUAGAUUCCACAGAAAAACAUGAACCCGAUUGUGUACACAAUGUAGACUCUAAAAUACUUGAGCACAGAUUAGCUUCCCUUUUUCUUCGCAUGCAAUGCCUGCUACAUGUGUCAAAACAUGCAAUACAAGAAAUUAUAGAUGAAUUUAGUUAUAUUUUGUCCCAAUCCAAAUUUCAUACAACUGAAAUUCUCAAGGAGGUAUUUGCGAAACAUAAUAUUGAAGUUGAGGAAGAAGUUAUUCAAGAGAUAAGUAACACUGUGUUAGAAAAAAAUCCAGUACUUGUUACCACAUCAGAAAAAGGUACAUUAUCAACAGAUUAUAGGAGAAACAAGUAUUUCAGGGAGCAUUUCUCCAUCAUUGAACCAACUGAGUUACUGUAUGACCGGACUUCAAGAAAAUACUUUGUUUAUGUUUCUGUGAAUCAGGUUAUUGAGCUUUUAUUCAAUAGAGCAGAGUUUCUUGAAAAAAUUGUUUUCAGUGAAGAGUCUAUUCCAGGGGUAAAUAAACCAAAGGUAAUUUCUAAGGCAAAUGUUGAAAAGGGCACUAUUGGUGGCAAUGGCCACGAAAAUUGGUCUUUAUUACGAUUCCUCCCUCUUCUCAUCGGAAAGAGUGUGCCAGAACAAGAACCUGCAUGGGAAAUACUGAUGGACCUCAAAGAAAUAGUCGAAAUAGUUGUCUCACCUGUUUUUUCAGAGGAAAUAUUGCAUUACUUGGAGAUCAAGUUGUCUGAUCACAGAAGCCUGCUCACAGACACUUUUCCUGAUUUUAGCCUGCGCCCAAAGCACCACUUUGCUGACCAUUAUCCUUACCUUCUACGCUGUUUUGGCCCAUUGGUGGAAUUAUGGACGAUGAGAUUUGAAUCAAAACACAGCUUCUUCAAGAAGACUAUGCAUGAUGUUCAAAACUUUAAAAAUGUACUCCUCACGCUGUCAGUAAAACACCAACAGAUGAUGGCAUGCCAGUUUGAUAGCCAGAGUCUUUUCAAGCCAAUGUUACAUGUGGAGAAAGUAACUGACAUCAAAAUAUCUUCUUUGGAUGCUGACUUGCACACAGUGAUUCAGAGAAAGUAUCCACAUCUUGAAACUGUGUCCCUUUCUAAAGACAUUUAUUUUCAUGGGACCCGAUAUGUCGAGGGUAUGAUUCUGUCAUCUGGACACUGCAGUGGUCUGCCAGAAUUCUACAAAAUCGUGACCAUAGUGGUUGACCCUGAAAAAGUAGCCUUUGUUGGCAAAAAGCUCACAUCUUGGUACCUUGAACAUUUUAGGUCUUAUGAGCUUGUGGAGAGCAUCUAUGCAGACAUUGAAAUUUUUGAUCCUCAGGCUCUCAACGACUAUCACCCAUUGGUUGCGUACACAGUGGGAGGGAAGGUGCUGGUGACUCCAAAAGUGUGCCUGCUCCAUUGA
Molecule: messenger RNA, 2063 nt
Organism: Corythoichthys intestinalis (scribbled pipefish)
Lineage: Eukaryota; Metazoa; Chordata; Actinopteri; Syngnathiformes; Syngnathidae
Exons: 3
Coding region: 177-2063 (628 amino acids)
Source: RefSeq, a predicted model, not a curated record